This is a messenger RNA of Acomys russatus (golden spiny mouse), 2632 nucleotides long. Its product is annotated as CCR4-NOT transcription complex subunit 6-like. The transcript is spliced from 7 exons. Gene Ontology annotation, biological process: nuclear-transcribed mRNA poly(A) tail shortening. Lineage: Eukaryota; Metazoa; Chordata; Mammalia; Rodentia; Muridae. The annotation marks the transcript as partial. Gene Ontology annotation, cellular component: CCR4-NOT complex; cytoplasm; nucleus. The record is from RefSeq and is a predicted model, not a curated record. Gene Ontology annotation, molecular function: poly(A)-specific ribonuclease activity.
CAUCAUUCACGGUUAUGUGUUACAAUGUGUUAUGUGAUAAAUACGCUACCCGGCAGCUAUAUGGCUAUUGCCCGUCCUGGGCAUUAAACUGGGAAUACAGGAAAAAGGGAAUUAUGGAAGAAAUUGUUAACUGGGACGCAGAUAUCAUUAGUCUCAGUAAGGAAUGGCCAGAAUUUGGAGAGAAGGAAGCAAACAGAAGUGGAACAAAGCAAUACUUUACUCUCUUUCUGCCAGCAUUGAAGGAUCGUGGAUACGAUGGAUUUUUUUCCCCAAAGUCACGUGCCAAAAUCAUGUCUGAGCAGGAAAGAAAGCAUGUGGAUGGUUGUGCAAUAUUCUUCAAAACAGAAAAAUUUACAUUGGUGCAGAAGCAUACUGUGGAAUUCAAUCAGGUAGCAAUGGCGAAUUCAGAUGGAUCCGAAGCAAUGCUGAAUAGAGUGAUGACAAAAGAUAAUAUUGGUGUUGCUGUGGUAUUAGAGGUCCACAAGGAACUCUUUGGAACAGGUAUGAAGCCUAUUCAUGCUGCAGACAAACAACUGCUUAUAGUGGCAAAUGCCCACAUGCAUUGGGACCCAGAGUAUUCUGAUGUGAAACUUAUUCAGACCAUGAUGUUUGUCUCAGAGGUUAAAAACAUUUUGGAGAAAGCCUCAAGUAGGCCUGGCAGCCCAACUGCAGAUCCCAAUUCCAUCCCGCUGGUGCUAUGUGCAGAUCUUAACUCAUUGCCAGAUUCAGGUGUUGUGGAAUAUUUAAGCAAUGGAGGAGUAGCUGACAACCAUAAAGACUUCAAGGAACUAAGGUACAAUGAGUGUCUUAUGAACUUCAGCUGUAGUGGAAAGAAUGGAAGCUCAGAAGGGAGAAUCACACAUGGCUUCCAACUUAAGAGCGCCUAUGAAAAUAACUUGAUGCCUUAUACUAAUUACACCUUUGAUUUCAAAGGUGUGAUUGACUACAUUUUCUAUUCCAAGACUCAUAUGAACGUGCUUGGUGUCCUGGGGCCUUUAGAUCCUCAAUGGCUGGUUGAGAACAGCAUCACUGGGUGUCCACACCCUCACAUCCCUUCAGACCACUUCUCACUGUUAACACAACUUGAACUCCACCCUCCACUCCUGCCUCUUGUCAAUGGUGUUCACUUGCCUAAUCGGAGGUAGUGGAGUACAGCCCCGCAGAGUCGGGGAUCUGCCGCUAUGGACCUGUACAGUUGUAAAUCAAAGUAUGUAGGAGUGAAGUAUGGCCGUCCUUAAGCUGCUUCUUCAGGUUCCUUUCACUAUGUGUUUGCUAUAAGACUUUGUGUAUUUUUGUGCAUACUGAUAUCAUUUGGCACUAGGGCUGGAACCAAAGUAUUACUGUCUGUCUCUUAUCUAUCCAAAAGUUUAAUAUACUUUAAAAUUGGAUUUCUUUUCCUAUCAUAUUAGGAACCAACAUUCACAACUGAUAAAUCACUAAUUUGAGGCCCAGCACCAGUGUUGCUCUCUAAAAACAAAUACAUUCUUUUAAAUGUUUUCAAAUACGCCAAUCAUUUUUGUAAAAGGUGAUUUUUACAAACUCCAAAUACAAGAUUUUCAGUUGAAUGAUGGCAUGCCUUAUAGGAAAAACGUUCGAGUUUUCUGUUUUCCUUCAUAAUAAGCUGAUUUUUGGCUCCCAAGUCAUUUGCACAUUAACAAAGCACUUAAAUUUGCUUGAUUUGUACAUUAAAUAUAAUAUAGCCACUAGUCAUAACAAGAUAGUUUGAGAAAUGAAAGAUAAUUGCACAACAUGCUUUAAAAAUCAAGCAUAAUAUGUGACAGUUUGUUGGCCAAAUAUUGGUUGGUUUUUUUGUUUGUUUGUUUGUUUUGAGGAAUCACUUUUUUUUUUUAAUCUGCUUUUAGUUGUAAUAUUUUUAGAAGUAUUAACUCUAAUCUGUCUCUCCAGUUCAUUUGUAAGGAAAUAGCAGAUAGUACUGCCAUACAUCUUGAAACUAGAAUUUGGUAUUUUUAGGGUGCCCACAAACUUAGUGUCUGGUAUUUUUCAUUUUCCUUGUUCGCUCUUCUUUUCUGUCUGGUUGUACUGGGGGAAAAAAAAAACAUGAUUUAUAUCAUCUUUACUACAGUUUAAUGUUUAAAGAAAAUUGCUGAAUGAAAAGCCCCUGGUCAAAGUUUAAAAAAGGGAAAGCCAUAUAAUAUUACACAUGUUUUCCAAAAUAAAAUGGCUGUUUGUUUUUUGUUUUGUUUUAAGGUAAUAGUAGAGAAGAUUUUGAAGAGAGGACAGAUUUGGGGAAGUAGUUCAAAACCUUAAAUCAUUUUCUCUGACUCUAGCUGCCAAAUGGCCAUCAUAUGCUUUUAAUCUUUGUUGCCAUACUGUCUAGAUUUGAAUUAAGCUAUUGUUUUAUUCCCAAAGUUUGAUGCCUCUAGAUGUAUUGGAAGCACCACCACCCCUUAUUGUUGUUGGCCAGGAGGGGCCACUUAAAAGUCUCACUUAAGAGGCAGAGAGCAUAAAUACCAUUUUGUGGGGGAAAAAAUUAGUUGGCUGCUUGAUGAUAAUUAUGGCACAGUAACAUUGGAAAAGGUUGUGUCUGUGUUUUUAAGUUUUUCUUUAUUCUGCUUUUUUGCUGCUAUAAGAGUUUUCUGAAAUUUAUAUUUUAAACUUUUCAUGCACUUUA